Messenger RNA from Bactrocera oleae (olive fruit fly), 6900 nucleotides. RefSeq names its product rotund (gene rn). Gene Ontology annotation, biological process: regulation of transcription by RNA polymerase II; embryo development; urogenital system development. Lineage: Eukaryota; Metazoa; Arthropoda; Insecta; Diptera; Tephritidae. Gene Ontology annotation, molecular function: DNA-binding transcription factor activity, RNA polymerase II-specific; RNA polymerase II transcription regulatory region sequence-specific DNA binding. The record is from RefSeq and is a predicted model, not a curated record. Gene Ontology annotation, cellular component: nucleus.
CGAUUAUAGAAAAAGUACCAGAAUAAACUGUACUUUUUUCAUUAAAAAAAAAAUUAAUAAAUAAAAACCGAAAAACUACUUUCGAAAAACUAAAACAGACAAUUUCAAAUAAUGUGAGAAUGUAAAAUUAUAAAACAUGGCUAGCGAAGUUCCUAAAACUGAACGUUGAAAAAACAAAUUUUUAAUUAAAAUUUUUUUAAAAUUUAAAUGAUUGAAUGAAGAACGAAAAUAAAAUGUUUACCGAAGAUGUAAAUUAUUUAUUAAACUAAGAUACUUGUAUAUUAUUUAUUAAAAAUCCGUAAAAAAUUAAAAAAAAAUUUUGGCAAAAAGGCACUCAUGAUACAAUGAUGCUCCUAAAAUAUCGCUGCAGAGUUCCAGAAUAAAACAAAUUAGUUCUAUUUUCUCAACAAUAAGAAAAAAUAUAGCCAAUCGCAAGUAAAUAAAUAAAAACGCGAACAACGCGGAUAAUCAGCGGAAAAUUAUUCGGAAAGUAAAACAAUCAAACAAAACAAACAUUUUAUUGAGCAAAACUUUAGCAACUGCGUAGCAUACUUGAAGGCGCAGAAAGUAUAUGCAGCGCAUACUCGUACUAAAGAACAAUGAGAAUGUCACCCAACACAAUGAACUGUUGCGCUGUACUGACGCCAUCAGCGGCAGGUACCCUCCUACGUCGCAAUGAUACGCAGCGUAUAUUGUCUUUGGCCACCAGCCACAACAUCGCUUCGGCGCAACAGUUGGCCGAUGUGGAGGAGUUGUGCACGUGGCGACAUAGAAUGCGCCGCGGCAGCAACGAAUGCAAAAGCCCCGUUCAGUGUGUAGACUUUACGUCUACGUCGCCAUUAAAUGCAAGCACACCAACGCCAGCAGCGACACCAUUCUUAAUGCCGGCAGAUUUCUACAAAAGUUUGCUCGUAAGCGCUGCUGCUUUGCAGCAACAGCAGCAGCAUCAACAUCAACUGCAUCGACAAAAACAGUUAUAUGAAAGUGAGGUCGAGUACGAGCGUAAAUCGCCGACAGACUCACAGCGUGCUGCAUCCUCUAAUACUGCGCAUUUCUCACGUAAUUUCUUCUUCUCAGCAGCAGCGGCUGUAGCUGCAGCUCAACGCAACGCUGUUGCAGCGGAACUGCCCAGCGAGGCGACCGGAGACUCAAAUGACAGCGCGAGCGGUAGCAAUCAUAAGCCCAACAAUUAUUCUUGGCCCCUGGCAGCUGUCACACCGCCGAGCGCAAUAACCGCGCAAGCGAAUACAGCGACACCGACCAGCACCACUGGUUCUACUGCAAAUCACACGUCUUCACAUCAUAUUACCCUCCUACCGUCUUCCGGUUCGGCCACACCGACACCUCCCGUCGGCGGUUUAGAUUUGCAUACCGCGAUCGCUGCUGAAGCCACACACAAUUUCGAGAACACGUUAAAGUCACCCGCUCGACAACAACAGUCAACUCCACCAACACAGCAACAACAGCGCAACUCCUCGUCGGCAAACCAUUUGAGCAAUUCACAUCAAUCACAGCAACAACAUCAGCAUCAGAGUUUGCAUUCGACCGGCUCUACACCCAGUUCGCCUACAGCGGUCAGUGCAGCUUCGGAAGCAGCAGCAGCAAGUGCAAGCACAGCCGUCGCCGCCACCAUGCCGAUUGGCGGGGUUCAGGGGCAAAACCCCACACAGGGUUUAGUGCAUUGGAUGAGUGCCGUUAUGGCCGAACAUAUGACUGGGCAGACGCAUCACGAUCCGACAGGUGUUGGCAUGCAUUACAUGUGGAAUGGUAAUGUCGAUUGCGGACAACAUAGUAAGGAAAUUGCCGAUUAUAACGGAUGGCCAUCAGCGGUCGCAACUCGCAGCCACAUGUCAGCCAUCAAGCAAGGAUAUGAGGCCAAAAUGAACGACCAUCACAAUAACUUACAAAAAGGUCACUUUCUCGAUGAUAGCCGCCUCGUAGAUCAUCACAGCGCGGUAACGCCGCAGGGUAAUCACAGUGGCAUGGCGUCAGCCGCUUCUAUUUAUGGGCCUAGCGCCACAUUGCGAACCAUUGCCACUUCGAACAGUAAUUCACCUGCUGGAGGAGGAGGAGGUAAUGGUGGCGGCGGUAGUUUAGUCACUGCUACGGGUGGUCUAGGUCUUAUCGGAGCCAGCAACGGUGGUCUUGUUGGCAGUAGUAGUGUCGGUGGCGGCGGGCUUGUUGGCCUUGGGGGCGCGAGCAUUGGUAGCAUAGCGCACCACGCGCCAACAACGUCUAAUCACAUGACGCAUCAUCACAGUGCGUCAACGGCUGCAUUGCUGGUUGUACCGCAGCCAAUUAAUGCGAGCAAAAUGAAUGUCACACUCGGAGCCGGUGGCAGCGGUACAGGCAGAAAGUAUCAGUGCAAAAUGUGCCCGCAGAUUUUCAGCUCGAAAGCGGACUUGCAGCUGCACACACAAAUUCACAUGCGCGAGGCCAAACCGUACAAGUGUACACAGUGCUCCAAAGCGUUCGCAAACUCGUCCUACCUGUCACAACACACACGCAUCCACCUAGGAAUCAAGCCGUACCGCUGCGAGAUUUGCCAGCGCAAAUUCACCCAACUAUCCCAUCUGCAGCAACACAUCCGCACCCACACUGGCGACAAGCCAUAUAAGUGUCGACACCCCGGCUGCCAGAAAGCUUUUUCGCAACUUUCCAAUCUGCAGUCGCACUCGCGUUGUCACCAAACGGACAAACCAUUCAAAUGUAAUUCCUGCUACAAGUGUUUCUCGGAUGAGCCCUCCUUACUCGAUCAUAUACCCAAGCACAAGGAGUCUAAGCACCUGAAGACACACAUUUGCCAGUAUUGCGGCAAAUCGUACACACAAGAGACAUAUCUAACGAAGCAUAUGCAGAAGCAUGCAGAACGCACGGACAAGCGACCACCGAUUGCCGCUUUGACCGCGAGUGGUAAUGUCACCGGCGCUGGCGCGAUUUUAGGUGGUAGUGCCAACAGCGCGCCUGGUAGCAAUGUGAACGGGGGUAAUAUGGCAAGUAGCGUUGCGGGCGGCACUAGUGGUGGUGGUGGUGUUGGCGGUGUGGGUGUGAGUAGUUUGCCAAAUUCGAAUACACAUAAUCGGCAGACGCUCGGCUUGCCGCCGGUGUCGAUAGCACCCACCGAGCAUUCAUAUUGGCCUAAGGUCAGUCCAGAUUCCGCCGCUAAUAUGACAGAUGUCAUGCACCAACACCAACAGCAACAGCAACAACACCAACAGCAGCAGCAUCACCAUCAUCAACAACAGCAGCAACAUGGCGGCCAGCAACACCAUCAUCAGCAGCAACAACAACAGGCACAGCAACAGCCGCCGCAACAGCAACAGCACAUGGACUUUUCGAAUGUGAAUUCAAGUGGUGGAAGUAGCGCUGGUGGCGGGGGCGGAGCCGGUGGAUCUGGUGGGCCACCAAACGGACAUGGCGAACUGCAAACGCAUCACAGAAUGAGUGACAAUGGUCGGGACGAAAUCGUGUCUACACCAUCCACUGUUGGACCGUACGAUGCGGCGAGUAUCACGAAGACCACAAGCAAUUCUGCGUUCACCCCGAUCAAUUCAAUGCCGCCACACUUGAAUACACUUAGCCACCAUCCCAUGGCGCAGCGUCCAUAUCUAUAUGAUGCUAUCAGCUUCCAGAACAAAAAUGUCAAUCAAAAUAAUUCCAAUUCAUUUCCAAACCAACUGAUUUCGCUACACCAAAUUAGAAACUAUGCGCACCAACCGGCCGGUCUUAUGGCGGGCGAACAUUUACUCGGUGUUAGUGUGGGACCCGGUAAAGAUAAAGGAUAGCUAUAUUUUUAAGUGCGAAAGCACGAACGACUUGGGGGCGAUUACUUAGAUGUACUUGAUGAAUAUGUAAACUAAGGGCUGCUUUAUUUGGUACGAGCAUUUUGGUGAUGUAUUGAAACAUGAUUAUUUUUAAACUAAAAUUCCAACCCUCCAAUUAAGAAAACCGUCAUGUAAAAGUAAAAAAUUGUUAAAAAACGUAAUGAAAGAAAAGAUAAUAUAUACGUCUAGAUCAGAAAAGUGAUAUAGUUAAACGGACUUACAAAAACUGACGAGUGACAGAAAACGUCUCUUUCGAUUGCAUAACAAAAGAUUCUUAAAACAAUACCAUAUAUAAUAUAAUAUAUGGUUUCUACGGUUAGCAUUAUUUUUUAUAAUUUAAUAUAGGUAUCCACAUAUAUAGUUUGCUCUCAUGAUAAAGUAUGUUUUUAAACUUUAAUUUCCGUUUAUAAUAUUUUUUGAAAGUACAUAAACGGGUACAGCCGGUUAAAAACAGAAACAUACGAGGCAAAAGUUUAUAUUUUACAUGCCACUAUAAAAAAGAAUAUACACAUUUGGAUCUGUCACUUAUCAAUACUCACACAACUUACGAACUGCCUUAAUGCUAUUAUAACUAUAACAUUAAAGGUCUAUUGCAGAAUAGAUACCGUGUACCACUUCUGAGAAUCGAGAAAUUAAUUAAAAAUCUGGAGCUGCCUAAAAAGGGUUGGAGAACCCAAAACUUCUCUCUUGAUAAAUAAAAUUAAGCUACAUCGGAUGAAUGAAAAGCAGUAGAUGAUGGCAUGUGAUUCACUAUAAGUAAUUCUUAAUUCACUUAACCCUACUUCUACCUGAUCCAAUGUAUUGGGCAGUUGCUUUCCGAAAAAGGCGACCUCACUGUGCUUUUUAACAAAUAAAAACAAAAAAAAAUGUUAAUUUCGGUUGCACCGAACAAUUUCUUCUAUGAUUACAUUGUUGCUUUAGGAAAUAACUCAAAUCAUCAUGCUGACAUAUAUUUUUUAUACGGUCUCCGACGUUUCCCUCUGGGUGUUACAAACUUCGUGGCAAAUUUAAUACACCGUGUUUAGGGUAUAAUUAGAAACGAUAUUAUUUUAAAUGCACUCAACAAUAAAACUAUUAAAAUUUCUCUCAUAUACUCUAAGUUAUUCAUCGCUAGCUGUAACUAUUCUCUCCCAACUAAUUUCAUCUUGACAAGAUAGUAUACAAAAAUUCCAUAAGAGAAUGUAGUUAACAACAUUUUACCCGUUUACCUACCCAACUUACGUGUACAUUCGGUUUGAUAAUGAGCUUAAAUGAGGACCGAAAAUCUGCAUAACCUAACCUUAAAUUCCGAACUGGUUCAAAAGUUUCCAUAUUUUCUAAAAUAAUUCCUCAACCAAUCGAGACCCAGAAAUAUUGGGCUGUAAAUUGGAUGAAUAAUUCAACCAAUGCAUUGGUACUUCUGAUAACUGGUUAUCAGAUACAGAGAAUUAUUGGAAUUGUUCCAAUAAUGUAAUAAUUAAUACAGCCACCAAUUUAUCGUUAAAAAUUGUUUAUCAAAUUAAGCUACCUAUAAGAUUUUUAUUAUAUUGACAAAACUUAAGGAACUUGAUUUGGUGAAUUGUUAUUAAAAAAAAGCAAUACGAUAAAUAUGAGGGCGGUUCCGACCAGCUGGUUCCAAAUGAAAAAAUAUACUUGUAGAUAUUUUCCGUAAUUAUUCUUUUAAAUCAAAAAUUUGGUGUUUCAAUUUACUACAGGCUAUUUUUUGUUUUGAAUCCUCUUUAACUUAAAAUAUAUAAUAAUAAAUGUUCAGUAUAAUACGAGUAUUUUAUUUUUUUGUUUUAAGUCUAAAAAAUCGACUAUAGAACAAACUAAUGAAUUUUAUUGUUCAAAAUGUUUAAUUUAUUGCUAUAAAUUUUAUAAAAUAAAUUAAUUAUUUGUUUUGGUUAUCGAGAAAAGCAGUUUAAUACGACAGCAAACGUUUGGGACAAAGGUUGCCACUUAUUUAAAUUUUUCAUUCAGUUGAAUUGAUAACUACAAUGGCAGCAUUAAACAAAACAAAAUCUGGCGCUUCAUGGUUUCCACCUACCCAAUACCUGAAAAAACUAUUUCUUUGCAGAAUAGAACGUAAAAAAUAGCGCACUAUCAACAUUGCAACUAUGAGAGACAUUGCAAUUAUGGGAAUUAUUGUGUUAAUUAAAAUUAAAGGUUAGAUUACAAAGAUUAAUCAACACGGGGUUCUCACUGGUUUACAGAAUUUUCCAAAUGCGUUAAUCAGCAACAGAACAAAGUACCAUCCUAAUGACCAUGCAUAGGAUAUUGUAAACUUUCUUCAACUCGGUAGUUUCGCUUCUGCAUAAUAAAGAAUUAUUGUAGCGUAAGUUCUACUGUUUUUCAUUUACUUUUCAUUAUUAAAAAUUUUGCAUAAAAAGACUGAACAAAUGAAAUUUAAUAAAGGAUUGAACAAUAUUAAGAAAAGUAUAUUUAUGCAUGAAAGCCCAUACGAUGUUUACGGCAUUGAAACAACUUAACCUUACAAGCAGCUUCAUCUGAAAAGAGAUUGGACACCAGUAGAUCAGCUAUCAUAAGCAACGCACUGGUGUUAAACAGUUCCACUGGCGCUCGUAAAAAGUCCAGCAACUAAGUAACUAAUCCGAUUGAUUAAUUAACUAAUCAAUAUACUAACUCACUAUGAUUAAUUGAGAAUUACACAGACAACAGAGCAUAAAAUCAACACAUUUAAAAUAGAAAAUUUGUGAAUUUAACUUAUUUAGAGUAGUUUAAGGAAGAAGCAAUAGAGCAGUGAAACCGUUACAUGUAAUUUUACUGAUUUUUAUAUCUGUGUAAAUUGAUUUAAGCGCAUUUAUGUAAAAAUGUUUAGUAAAUAACAUAAAAGGACUAAAAUACAUACAAAUAUACAUGCAAAUGUUUAACUGUAAUUUAUAGUGUAAGUGUAACUGUAAACAAUAUAUUCGUAAACUACUAACUAACAGGAAACGAAAAAGCCGUCACAGUGAGAAAAUAGUGUGCAGUAAAUAUGAAAUGGCGUUGCCAUGUGCGUACGAGGAUCACUUCAACUAAGUUUUAGAAAUAAAAUAAGAGUAAAAACAAAACGUUUGAAUUAAAAAAUGUGUAAAAA